UCCAAGCGGGUUAUUCAAAAGAUGGAUAUUUCCAUGAAUACCUCAGCUGAUACCGAUGGAUUAAAUGUCUCGGUGUGCGACGAUCUUAAUCUUAGUAACACAGAAGAUGAUGCUUUUAUUAAGAGUAGAAGUGCGAGGAAAAGGAAAGCACAAGGCAUACGACAUCGUUUGAAUUCAUCAAGUAAAAAGAAGAAAAUAAUAUCCUGUAAACUAAGUACAAGUUCAAUAGGUUCAUUUUCUAAAGAGAACCUUCGUGGAAAGAACAAAAAACUUGCUGUUGAUCUUCAAAAGUUAAAGAUUACUCUCAGUAAACUUAACAGAGAAUAUGUUGCUCUUCAACAGUAUAAUCAGGAAGCCAUGGUUACUGUGCGCAGAAAAAGAACUCAAGUAAACGAUAUACAAAAUCGUAUUAAGAAUGAAACAAAGACACGAAUUCAGAAUGGUAUGAGCAAGGUACAAGAUAUAAUUAGUAAAUCUUUGACCAAAAUGGUUUCUCAUGCCAAAUCUUCGAUUACUUCUCCUCUUGAUAAAUCAUCAGUUGAUAACAGAGAUUCCUUGAAAACAUUUGAUGUUUUGACUACACAAGUUGACAAAACAGCAAAAUUGAAUACAUUAACACAAGAUUCGGAGCCUGUUCCUGAAGUGAAUAAAUUGGAAAGAAAAAUACGGAGAUCAGCCCUUGUUUAUGAGCCCCCCAGAUGCCAUAAUCAACAAAAGAAAAGAGUGGAAACUUUAGAAAAACCAACAAAUAGUUUACUAAUAGAACCUUCGCGUGUUUGCAAUAAAUUGCAGUCAAGUGUGACCCCUGGUUCAUCGGAUAUUCACAGUAACUUAAUACCAGAGACUUUCGAAGCUAUACCUAUGUUUGUGAUUACACCAGAAGAUAAUGACUGUACAACGUACCCUGAUGAUGAAAUGAACACCACCUUAGUUUGCGCUACCCAGCCAGUAAAUAAUUUUCAAAAGGACACCCCAAUGUUGAAACCCAGAGGAAAUGGAGUAAAGACUGCAUUUCCUGUUAAAAAAUAUAAUUUUGAAACGCUUGAAACUAAAACGCUUCAUGAACAGUCUAGUAAUUUACCAAAAGUGAAUUUGAGUCCCAAUCCUUCAAUUAAUAGUACCACAAAGAGCACCAUAGAAAAUACACAUCAAAUGAAUAAGAUUUUCGUCUCUUCUCGUGAUAGAGAAAAAACGUGUAAUUUACGAGAAACAUUUAUGCCCAAACAGAAAGUCAAACCUAAGCCUAAAAUAAAGAAAAAAGUGGAAGAGCUACCCCCAAUUGUUACCCCAAAUAUACCAAAAACUAAAAGCAUUUUUGAUUUUCAUAUUGAAUCCCCUUUAGUGCUACCAGAUAAUAAAUCCACUGGAGAUGCCAAAAAUAGUCAACAAAGUUUAAAAUUAAAAUGUCCAUACUCUAACAAAUCAGAGACUAUUCCUAAAAAUAGACUGAAAGUUUCUAAAAUUACUAGUGAGUAUCUUAAGGAGGAUGGUCCUGAGAAAUGUGUGCAGCAUUAUAGUGCUCCAGUUAAAAUUAAAAGCCCAGAUUCAAAAUAUAUUGAACUUAACGGUCGCGGUAGAUCUCGCAGUAGAGGUAGACCGAAGAAAGAUGUGACUACUACAGCAAAUGCAGUUGAAGAUCCUGGUUCAAGUCAAACCUAUACCAUGCCUGUUAAUUUGAAUAGUCCAAAGAAAACAAGUUCUGAUCCUAAGACAAGAGGCAGAUCUCGUAGUAGAGGUAGACCUAAAAAAGAUAUUACUAGUAGUAGUAGUACAAAAAAUGCAAUUGAAGAUUCUGGUUUAAGUCAAACCCAUACCAUGCCUGUAAAAUUGAAUAGUCCAGAGAAAAAGGUUUCUGAUCCUAAGACAAGAGGCAGAUCUCGUAGUAGAGGUAGACCGAAAAAAGAUAUUACUAGUACAGAAAAUGCAGUUGAAGAUUCUGGUUCAAGUCAAACCUAUACCAUGCCUGUAAAAUUGAAUAGUCCAGAGAAAAAAGUUUCUGAUCCUAAGACAAGAGGCAGAUCUCGUAGUAGAGGCAGACCGAAAAAAGAUAUUACUAGUACAGAAAAUGCAAUUGAAGAUUCUGGUUCGAGUCAAACUUAUACGAUGCCUGUAAAUUUGAGUAGUCCGGAGAAAAAAGUUUCUGAUCCUAAGACAAAAGGCAGAUCUCGUAGUAGAGGUAGACCGAAAAAAGAUAUUACUAGUACAGAAAAUGCAGUUGAAGAUUCUGGUUCAAGUCAAACCUAUUCCAUGCCUGUAAAAUUGAAUAGUCCAGAGAAAAAAGUUUCUGAUCCUAAGACAAGAGGCAGAUCUCGUAGUAGAGGUAGACCGAAAAAAGAUAUUACUAGUACAGAAAAUGCAAUUGAAGAUUCUGGUUCAAGUCAAACCUAUACCAUGCCUGUAAAAUUGAAUAGUCUAGAGAAAAAAGUUUCUGAUCCUAAGACAAGAGGCAGAUCUCGUAGUAGAGGUAGACCGAAAAAAGAUAUUACAAGUACAGAAAAUGCAAUUGAAGAUUCUGGUUCAAGUCAAACCUAUACCAUGCUUGUAAAAUUGAAUAGUCCAGAGAAAAAAGUUUCUGAUCCUAAAGCAAGAGGUAGAUCUCGUAGUAGAGGUAGACCACAGACAGAAAUCAGUACUUUAAUAGAAGAUACUACUCAAGUUUAUAAUGCACCAGUUAAAUUGAAUAGUCCAGAUACAAAAUCUACUGAUGCGAAAAGGCAAGGUAGAUCACAAAGUAGAGGUAGAUCAGACAAAGAUAUUACAACAGAAAACUCAGUUGCCGAUUCAGAUUCUAAUCAAAUUUUUGCUGUGCCUGUAAAACUGAAUUCUCAAGACAACGAAUCAUUUGAUCCAAAAAUGAGAGGUAGGUCCUGCAGUACAGGAAUACCCGAAAUCAACAGUUCAGAAAACCCAGUUGAUGAAACUAAUCAAGUUUAUAGUGCUUCUGUCAAUGGUACUACUCAGAGUAGAGGAUACAAGAAAGAAACAAAUAGUCCAGACAAAAAAUCAUCUGAUCAUAAUGGUCGAGGCAGACCUGAGAGCAGAAAUAAACCCAGGAAAGAAACCAGCGCUUCUGAAAACUCACCUGACCUAUCUAAAGAUGUUUAUAGUGCUUCUGUCAAGAUGAACAGUCCAGAUUCAAAAUCUGCAAAUCUCAAAGGCCAAGGUAGAUCUCGAAGCAGAGGAAGACCCGAAAAAGAAACUAUCAACAUAGAUUUACAAGAAAAUUCAGUUUGUGGCCAACAUGCCAAAUUGAACAAACCGGACAUCAUUGUUAAAGAAUACCUAGACGAUGACCCUGAAUUGAAUAAAGCUUACAGUGCACUAGUUAAUAUGAACAGUCCAGAUACAAAACCUUCAGUUGUAAAAUGUCGUGGUAGAUCUCAAAGUAGAGGUAGACCAAAGAAAGAAAAGAUCACAAAAGAUGACCUAGAAAAACUAGAAAGAGCAACUAUAGACAAGUCGGUUGAAGAUUUUGAUUACACUGCACCUGUUAAUAUGAUCAGUCCAGAUACAAAACCUUCAGUUUUACGUAGAGGGAGAUCUCGAAGUAGAGGAAGAUCGAAGAAUAAAAUCACUGCCAUAGAAAAUGCUGCUAAAGAACCUGAAUUCUUUUCAGAUUUUAGUGCACCAUUUUCAUUUAGCAGUCCAAAUACAAAAUCCUUGACUAUAAAAUGUCAAGUUAAUGAUGAGAAUAAAGGUAGAUCUAAAACCAUUACCAAUUCAAAAAACUCUGCCAAAACUACAGAAAAGUCAAUCGAAAAUUCUGUAUUAUGUGACAUUUAUAGUGCUCCUAUUAAAAUGAACAGUCCAGUUUCAAAAUCUUCUGAAUUAAAGAGUCGAGGUAGAUCUUGUAGUAGAGGUAGACCAAAGAAAGACAUGUCUGUAGAAAGUGUAGUUAAAAGUUCUGAAACCAAUGAAUCUUAUAGUGCACCAGUUAAACUCAGCAGUCCAGAUUCAAAGUCUUCUGAUUUAAAAAGUCGAGGUAGAUCUCGUAGUAGAGGUAGACCAAAGAAAGACACGUCAUUAGAAAGUGUAGUUAAAAGUUCGGAAACCAGUGAAUCUUAUAGUGUACAAGUUAAACUCUGCAGUCCAGAUUUAAAGUCUUCUGAUUUAAAAAGUCGAGGUAGAUCUCGUAGUAGAGGUAGACCAAAGAAAGACCAGUCUGUAGAAAGUGUAGUUAAAAGUUCUGAAACCAAUGAAUCUUAUAGUGCACCAGUUAAACUGAGCAGUCCAGAUUCAAAAUCUUCUGAUUUAAAAAGUCGAGGUAGAUCUCAUAGUAGAGGUAGACCAAAAAAAGACAUGUCUGUAGCAAGUGUAGUUGAAAAUUCUGAAACUAGUGAAUCUUAUAGUGCACCAGUUAAACUGAACAGCCCGGAUUCUAAAUCAUUGGAUCUCAAGUUCCAAAGUCGAGGUAGAUCCAGCAGUCGAGGUAGACCUAAGAAGGACAUGGCUACUACUGAGGGUGCAGUUACAAAUUCUUUGUUGAGUGAAAAUCAUAGUGUUCCUGUUAAAAUGAAUAGUCCUGAUUCUAUUUCCAAAAAUAAAAGCUGUGGUAGAUCUAUUAGCAGAGGUAGACCAAAUAAAGAUCCUGCUACAGAUUCAGCUAGUGUCCACAUUAUUCAAUUUAAUAGUCCUGCUUCAACAGUAUGCACUGAAUUGUCACAACAAAAGGUUCACUCAAACAAUUUAAGACUAUCUGUUAAAGAUUUAUCAAAUAAAGAUUCUCAUUCUCAACUUCAGUCUAAUGGUACACAUGAAAUUGAAUCUGAAUCCAGCAAGAAACCCAAAUUUUCUCCUGCAUCAAAAAUUCGAAAAAGGAAAAGUGAAGAUAAUGAAUUACCUAUGCAAUCAAAGAAGGCAGCCAAUGAGAAUAAAAAUAUAUUAUUAGAAAGUCAGAAAGAUAAUGUUAAUUCAAAUGUAGAAUUAGCUAGUAAAAAGGAAAACUCAGUUUCAAAAGUUAAUCCAUGGGCAUUAAAGGCACAGAAAGCAAGAUCAAGAAGUAGUAAAUUGCUUAAUCUACCUACUAAACUAAUUCCUUCCUUAGAACAGAGCAACUUAAUAGAUCACAUGACAUCAUACCAAUCUGAAAUAUCAUCUAAAAGGUUAUCAGACGUACAUAUCAACCCUGAUUCCCUGUCAGAUGUUAAACGUAUCAGUAUUGAUGAAAUAACUGGUGAAAGAAAAAGUAGAAGAGCAGCAUGUGCUGUAUCUUAUAAAGAACCUUCACUCAGCAGCAAAAUGAGAAGAGAAGAUGUUUUAGAAAAACAAAAAGCAAGACUAAAUGAACAAAGAAUUGAUGACAACACAUGAUACCAUGGGGUGUGAUAAAGUUUACAGUUAUCAAACUAAAUAAAGAGUUGGGAUGGUAAACCCCAGGAGCUUUGGGAAAAAGAAUUGAUCAAGAAUAUAUCAAAUUCAAAUGUUGAUGCACAAGUCUUUGAUUUAUUUUAUGAUUGGAAAUUCAACUGGUUUCAGUUAGGACGUUUUAUCAAGACUGUGAUUCAAAAAGAGAUCUGUGAAAUUCAAUUUCAAUAAGUGAAUUACCUCCCUUGAUUUAUCUCAAGCAAUGUAAAAAUACUUAAUUUCUCCACUUAACUAAGUGUGUUACCUUAAAUCUGUAUUCAAAAACUGUAUGUCACAUCUCCUUGGCUAUGUGAAAAACGUAACUGUAGACUUAAAUUAGGGAAUACCCGCAAUUGCUAAAAAGUAUGAAUUUCCAACUUAUGGAAUACCCGCCACUGCCAAAAAUCACAAAUUUCUAACUUCGCACGCAAGUUAUGUCUCGUAACUGUACAAUUAAAUUAGGGAAUACCCGCAAUUGCCAAAAAGUAUGAAUUUCCAACCACCCGCCACUGCCAAAAAUCACAAAUUUCUAACUUCGCAUGCAAGUUAUGUCGCCUUAAGGGCACCACUAUACUCACACUAAACUUUCACUGUCUGUCUAAAAUUAGCUUCGCUUGAGAACAGACACUGAGAAAUAUAUAUUCCGCUUCAAUUUAAUAUCAUUGAAAAGGUUUAUUUAUUUGUGUGUAUGUCAGAUAUGAAAUUGAGUAGAACCACAUUACAAAAUAGUAUACUAUUUAGGGCAGAGAUCUAUUCUCAAAGAAGAUGGUUAUCUGUGUAUGGAAUGCACUAUACUCCGGUUAAAAGAAGGCAUUAUAAUCUCACUUAACUUUAAGGUACCUCCCAUAGGUCACUUAAAAGUUAAGGCAGCCCAGCUAACUUAAUAGAAAAUUUUAUACUUUGAAUACCACUUACCCCUAACUUUCAGAAAGUUAUGUAUAUUUAAGUGAAAUCUAGAAGUUAAGUGACUAUCUUAGACUUAAGACCUCCUUUGAAUAAAGACCCAACAUAUAGUGAUUGGGAACAUGAUUUAUACAUGUACAUAAUAUUGUAGGUUAAGCUACUGUCCAGAAAUAAACCCACCAGCUAUGAAAACAUCCCGGACAAUAUUGUGAAAAGUGCUAAUUAAUAUUAUUAAUUUUUAUGUAAAAUUCUGUAAUUGAUGUGACAAUUGUAUUCAGAAUAUUAAAUGCU
This is a messenger RNA of Patella vulgata (common limpet), 6537 nucleotides long. RefSeq names its product treacle protein. The record is from RefSeq and is a predicted model, not a curated record. Gene Ontology annotation, biological process: meiotic chromosome segregation. NCBI's taxonomy places the organism in Eukaryota, Metazoa, Mollusca, Gastropoda, Patellidae. The transcript is spliced from 9 exons. Gene Ontology annotation, cellular component: nucleus; chromosome, centromeric region. The coding region runs from base 22 to 5310 and encodes 1762 amino acids. Gene Ontology annotation, molecular function: DNA binding.